UAAUGCGACAACGUGAGGAACGUAAAUAACUGAUCAACAAGCGUUGAUUUCAAUACAAUACCUCGUCUAUAACGCGAGUUAAUUAUUAGUUCACUCUUGUAUAAGUUGUAAUAUCAAAUCAUGCAAACUAUUUUUUUUAUUAUAGUGACCUUAUCUUAUUUCAUGUCCUAAACGCUCAACCUGUCGGUUGCAGAGUAUAUCCAGCCAGCAGCAGAAAAAAUUAAAUUAAAUGACUUAAAUUGUCGAGCCUCAGCUCCUGCCUCCAGGGAACGUUUUUGACAUUCGUUCAUUUCAUUCCUCACGAUUAAGAACACUAAAACAUCCAGGCUUCUGGACAGGAUCAGGAUGGCUCUGCAUUCACUCUUGGACUUGAGCUUGGGCUGUGUGGCGAGACACGCGGACCGCUUCCAUGGAGAUAUCAAGGCUUUGCCACUGGAAAUAAAGGACAAAUUGGUGCGGUUGAUGACCUCGCAUGGCAAGGUCAACGACUUUAACAUCAGUGAGCUGCUGCAUCCCUUGCUGACCACGCUGGACCUGCAGAACUGUGAGGUGUCAGACUCAGCCCUCCAGCAGAUCCACUGUCAUCAACUCAGGAGGAUACUGCUCCGACGCUGCCGCAGUGUCACCACUGAAGGUGUGAAGGCUCUAGCGUCGUCCUGUCCCGGGCUUCAGGUUGUGGACCUCAGCGGGUGCAGCUUCGUUACGGAUGAAGGUAUUCAGGCCCUAGCGACAGGCUGCAGACACUUGGAAGUGAUCUCCCUGAGGGGCUGCUCUGAGCUAAGCAGUGCUGCCCUGCUGGCACUUUCUCAGAACUGCAGACUCUUGCACAGCAUCUACAUCUCCGAGACCCGGGUGACUGAUGAUGGUGUUGUUGGACUAGCUACUGGACUGUGUUCCAACACUAUAAAGGAGCUGCAAAUGGCACGUUGUCAGUUCUUGACAGACAGGUCAGUGAUGGCGGUCCUGAGGAACUGUGGAAACAUCAGGAUCUUCAUUUUCCAUGGGUGUCCACUCAUCACAGAUCAUGCCAGGGAGGCUCUCCAGAACCUUACUGGCCCAGAUAAGAUCCAGCAAGUCUCUUGGACAGUCUAUUGAUGUGUCCCUGAAGAGGACUGCUAUCAGAGAUGCACAGAUUAAGCCUGGCUACAGAUCCACCUGACUCAAAAUGCACAUGUACAUUAAAUUUAAGCUUUGACCACAUUCCAGCACAAAAACAAAAACAUUUUUUGUUAAGGGUUAAAGCAUUCCAUGUUUAACAUCUAUAUGCUGUCCCCGUGUGGCCAGUCUCUAAUAAUGCUGACAUUGCCGGUCCAUCAGGAAAACCACACUAGCUGGUCAUUGAAAGGUGUUACUAACUGUAGCACUAUAGUGUUGUAAUAAUUUCUUCCUGGUCUGAUGUAAAGAUAAGCACAAAAUUUAGUUUAAUAAUUUAACACACUGAACUCCUGUCACCAUUAUGCAGAGUAUAAGGUGUAUGGGGUACAAAGGCUUGAGAGCAUCAAAAUGCUCUAUUGUUCAUCCAAAUGUUUCUCUUUUAUAUACUUUAUCAUAAUCACAUGACACUGGAAUGUGGCCAACUAAUCUGACAUGAAUACAAUAUCAGCUCAACACCUAGUCUCAGGGGCCCUGAAGAUAAACAUAAAUGUAUAGCAUGGUCAGAAUUUUACAGGACUUAGAAUGUAAAACAGGGAUGCUAUUAUUUUUACUCAUCUCUAUAUAGUUGAUUCUACCAGAUUUCUUUUUUUACUGGGAUAAACUGUGUUCUUUCUUAAAAUUCUAACUUUCAUUAAGUGGUGAAAGUAAUGUACAUCUUACUGGGACAAAAAAAGAAAAAUCAUAUAAUGGCCUCAGGCAGUUUAAAUAACUCUUUAUGGACAUAUGGAACAUUAAUAUUUGGACUUGUAUAACAAUGGCUAUACUGUCCAGAUAUGCUCUAAAUACAUUCCUGAUGUUUGCAACACUGUGUACUUUCUGGUUUGUUGACAUACUGAGUCAUUUAAGCUGCAUUUUGAGCAAAUUGUGUCUGCAUGUUCCACUGCUUUAAAUAUUUGUAGAAAUAUUUAGAAAAAUGUAAUUAAUUAAAGGUUUCAGAUCCAGGAAACAACAUUUAUAUUCUGGCAACACUGUUGUAACAUGGCAAUUAUAACGUGACCUAGUACAGUGUGCAGAAACAAACUACUGAUUGCUGGUCAGUGUGACAUUGUAACCCUGCUUGCAGUACAAUAACUUAACCCUUGUAGGAUGUAUGAUAUAAAAAUGUAUGUGUUCUUGAACAGAUUGCUCCUUCGUUUCUGAAUGGACUGCCAAAUGUGCAGAUCCACAAACAGGAUGUGAAACUACGCAUGGAUUAGGGAAUUGAGAAAAAACAUAACACCCUUCUUUCUCAUGCUGUGGUUUUUGUUCAGUCCUAUAUAUAGAGUGGUAUUAGUCUAGUGAUCUUUGGAGAGUAUUGCAUUACUAUCUGUCUCGCUGCUGCUGCAGCAUAAUAAAGACAGUUUGUGUUAGCAUCCAAACAAAAUGAAGCGCUUUUCAUGUAAGCGUGGAGAGCAGUGUAGGUCUUUACCUGAAUAUAAAUUUCUGUUUUGUACAUUUUUAAUUCCGCAUUUUUUGUGUUGUAUAUGAACCACUUUUAAACGUAAUGUUAAAAGGCAUUUGCACUGGCUAUUAAAAAGUUGCACGGUUAUACCUAAUCUCUUCAUUAAUCUUUUGUCCAAGGAUUAAUUAUAAAUUUCACACUACAGCAUUGUGUGCUUUCUG
Scleropages formosus (Asian bonytongue) is the source of this 2757-nucleotide messenger RNA. RefSeq names its product antagonist of mitotic exit network 1 homolog (S. cerevisiae). The record is from RefSeq and is a predicted model, not a curated record. NCBI's taxonomy places the organism in Eukaryota, Metazoa, Chordata, Actinopteri, Osteoglossiformes, Osteoglossidae. Bases 346 to 1095 code for a protein of 249 amino acids. Gene Ontology annotation, molecular function: protein binding. Gene Ontology annotation, cellular component: SCF ubiquitin ligase complex. The transcript has 7 exons. Gene Ontology annotation, biological process: SCF-dependent proteasomal ubiquitin-dependent protein catabolic process.